Metarhizium robertsii ARSEF 23 is the source of this 642-nucleotide messenger RNA. Its product is annotated as Glutathione S-transferase/chloride channel. The transcript is spliced from 4 exons. Lineage: Eukaryota; Fungi; Ascomycota; Sordariomycetes; Hypocreales; Clavicipitaceae. The record is from RefSeq and is a predicted model, not a curated record. Bases 1 to 642 code for a protein of 213 amino acids.
AUGUCUGGUCUUAAGCCCCUUACUCUUUGGAUUCACGCCCAAGGCCCUAAUCCCAAGAAAGUUCUCAUUGUCCUCGAGGAGUUGGGUGUUCCCUACGAAUCUAUCACGAUUCAUAAGCCUAAAGAUGCUUCCUUCUUGGCUAUCAACCCUAACGGUCGCCUUCCCGCCAUUCAGGACCCUAACAACAACGACCUCAUUCUGUGGGAAUCGGGUGCCAUAGUCGAGUAUGUUGUCGAGACUUAUGACAAGGAGAACAAAUUGACAUUUGCGAGCAAUCCCGAGAAAUGGUUCCUCAAGCAAUUCCUGCAUUUUCAAAUGUCAGGGCAGGGCCCAUAUUUUGGUCAGGCUUCGUGGUUCCGAGUGUAUCAUCCCGAGGAUGUUCCCAGUGCCAAAAAGCGCUAUGCUGAUGAGACUGUGAGGGUCAUUGACGUCCUUAACACUAUACUGGAAGGCAAGAAGUAUCUUGUUGGCGAGAAGUUUACAUAUGCCGACCUCGUAUUUAUCCCUUGGGAUGAAGUGGUGAGGGUUUAUAUCAAAGAUAUCUGGGAGGGCUAUGAGAUUGAGCAGAAGUAUCCUAACUUCCUAGCCUGGCAUAACCGUCUUAUGGAGCGCCGCUCGGUGAAGAAGGCGUAUGGUGCUUAA